This is a messenger RNA of Rhinolophus ferrumequinum (greater horseshoe bat), 3069 nucleotides long. RefSeq names its product zinc finger protein 582 (gene ZNF582). The record is from RefSeq and is a predicted model, not a curated record. The transcript has 5 exons. Bases 147 to 1793 code for a protein of 548 amino acids. Gene Ontology annotation, molecular function: RNA polymerase II cis-regulatory region sequence-specific DNA binding; DNA-binding transcription factor activity. Gene Ontology annotation, biological process: negative regulation of transcription by RNA polymerase II; regulation of cytokine production; regulation of immune system process. NCBI's taxonomy places the organism in Eukaryota, Metazoa, Chordata, Mammalia, Chiroptera, Rhinolophidae.
GGGUCUCAGGCCUGGAAAGAACCGGAACGUCUCACUCCAGCUUCGGUCUGCGGCUUCCCCGGCUCUGGACUACAUUUCCCAUCGGUCCCCGCGGCGCGCGUCCCUCUGGCACCGCCUUUCUGCGUCCCGGCUCAUUGCUUCGGCCGAUGGACCCCUUAGCUCUGCCAUCUCAGGACUCUGCCCUUCCCCAACAGAGGAGCCAGGAGGUGGACCCAUCAGCCCAUGAAAUUCUAAAAGUCAUGUCCCUUGGGUCAGACUUGUUCAGGGACGUGGCCGUAGUCUUCUCCCAAGAAGAAUGGGAACGGCUGGUGCCAGCUCAGAGGGAUUUGUACAGAGACGUUAUGCUGGAGACUUACAGCAACCUGGUCUCGCUGGAUCUUGCCAUUUCCAAACCUGAUGUGAUCUCAUUCCUGGAGCAAGGCAAAGAGCCCUGGAUGGUAGAGAGGGCAGCAACCCGAGGCGUGUGCCCAGUAUUGGAGUCCAGUUAUGAUACUAAGGUAUUGUCUCCAAAGCAGCCCAUUUGUGAAGUGCAGUCACCUGAGUGGCAGAUGAGGGAAGGCCUUACAAGUUAUGGUCUUGAGUGCUCGAGUUUCCAAGACAAUUGGGAACACAGAAUCCAGUUUGACAGACAACAGGGAAAUCCAGAUGGACAUUUGAGUCAAAUGAUAAUCAAUCACAAAGAAAUGCCCACUUUCAACCAGCAAGCAUCCCUUACUUUUUAUCAGAAAAUCCAUACUGGAGACAAAUCCUGUGGAUAUGAUGAAUGCAGAGAAGACUUCUGGCCAGAAGACUUCCUUGUUAGUCAUCAAGGACUUCACACUAAUGAGAAACCCUAUAAAUGUAAGGAAUGUGGGAAGGCCUUUAAAUAUGGCUCACGACUAAUUCAACAUGAGAAUAUUCAUUCUGGCAAGAAACCCUAUGAGUGUAAAGAAUGUGGAAAGGCCUUCAAUUCAGGUUCAAAUUUCAUACAACACCAGAGAGUUCAUACUGGCGAGAAACCUUAUGAGUGCAAGGAUUGUGCAAAGGCCUUUAGUCGGAGCUCACAGCUGAUUGAACAUCAACGAAUUCACACUGGAGAAAAACCCUAUCAGUGUAAGGAGUGUGGGAAGGCCUUCAAUCGGAUCUCACAUCUUAAAGUACAUUAUAGAAUUCAUACGGGUGAAAAGCCCUACUCCUGCAAGGAGUGUGGGAAGACCUUCAGUCAUCGAUCUCAGUUGAUUCAACAUCAGACUAUUCAUACUGGCAAGAAGCUCUAUGAAUGUAAGGACUGUGGGAAGGCCUUUAAUCAAGGCUCAACUCUUAUUCGGCAUCAGAGAAUUCACACCGGCGAGAAACCUUAUGAAUGUAAGGCAUGUGGGAAGGCCUUUAGGGUCAGCUCACAACUUAAGCAGCACCAGAGGAUUCACACUGGAGAGAAACCCUACCAGUGUAAGGUAUGCGCUAGGGCUUUCAAACGGGUGUCGCAUCUUACUGUGCAUUACAGAAUUCAUACGGGCGAGAAGCCCUAUGAAUGUAAGGCCUGUGGAAAGGCCUUCAGUCACUGCUCACAACUGAUCCAACAUCAGGUCGUUCAUACUGAGGGAAAGUCUUAUGACUAUAAGGAAGGUGGGAGGACUUUAAAUCAUGAUUCAACCACUGUUCAACAUCAGCGAAUGCAAAAUAGAGAAACACAAGUGAAUUUAAUAAAUGUAGAAAAGCCUUCCAUCAGCACUUACCCUUUGCUCAUCAUCAGGGAAUUGAUGUUAGCAAGCAAUCAUAUGAGUGGAAGUGCUGGGGAAAGCCCAUUGGCAUAGGCUCAUCACAGCUCGCUCCUUGUAUGUUGGAGAAAGACUUGACUGUAACAUGAAUGGGAAUGCCUUCAUUCAGAGCUGUCCUUAGUAUCAUAAGAUUCAUACCGAAGAAAAAUUUUAUGGGAUGUAAGUUGUUGAGACCAUGAUUGUCAAAGAAGCAAGGAAAGGUUGGAAAAAUUUUGACUCUAACGCAUUCCCAGUUCACCUUUUCUAAUCACUGUGUAAUAAUUUUAACAAUAGCCAAACAUUUUCAUUCUCUUGGAAACUAAAAAGAAACAAAAGAGCCAUACUAUUCUUGAGUUAACAAAGAAAUAAAUCUUGCAAUUACCAUGAUGGUAAAGAAAAGAACGACUGAGAGUUUUACAUGCCAACAGACAUGCAAUGUGGCUAACGCUACUCAGAAUUUUUAUGGCCUUUUCAUGCUAAACAUGAAAACCCGAAAUACUGUACUCAAAUAUACUAAAUGUACUAUUCAAGAAGCCAGAAAAGAGAACACCAAACACCCAGGUGAUGAAAGAACAAAUUAAUACAAAAUGAAAUAGAAAGUGGUUAUCUUACAAUAAUCUCAGUUUGUUUUCUUCCCUGAUCCAAGAGUAAACUAAAUUUAGGAGAUGGUGUCUUAAUUUCCAUGUUAAUUGUUUUGGGUUCUUUUAUCGUUUCUGUCACAGAAGGGAUUGGUUGCCUCCCCAGCAGCCAUACCCAAUUCCCCUUCCUAUUGGCAGCCUCUGGGCUUUGCCUUAGAAUCUGAAGAUGUCAGAUGCUAAUUUUCAGCCUCCUUUGCAGCUCAGGAUAGCCCAUAUGUUCCAGUGUAUGGCCAGUAUGUUCCAGGGACGGACCUGCGGGAUUUUGGGAAAGAUUUUCCUCAUUUGGAAGAGACAGAUGUGUUAGGAAGACCCCCCCCCCUCUGGUUUCCUGCUUUUAAACAUUUUCCUAUGAGAACAUGAUGCCUGGAGCUGCUGCUGCCAUUUUGGAACCCGGAGGAGGAAACGGAGAACCUUAGAAAAGCUGAUUGGAGCCCUGACAACCCAGCUACGAGGCCCAUUCUGAAACUGUCUCUUUGGUGCCUUGUUAUGUAAGAAACAAACCUUUAUUGCUGAAAUUAAUUUUAGUUGGAUAUUUGGCCAACUUGCAGCCAAAAGCAUCCUGAAUUAUAUAAUUUCAAAUUUUAUUAUGAUUGGUAAGUGUGGCCUGGAAAUACCUACUUUUUUAUGAAUUUGACAUUUUUCUUUGUGGCUAAGCACAGGAUUGAUGUUUGUGUAUGUUCCAUAACAUUGAAUGU